Molecule: messenger RNA, 1197 nt
Organism: Solanum pennellii
Lineage: Eukaryota; Viridiplantae; Streptophyta; Magnoliopsida; Solanales; Solanaceae
Exons: 2
Coding region: 1-1197 (398 amino acids)
Source: RefSeq, a predicted model, not a curated record
AUGGUGUUGAAGACUACUUAUCAAGACAAAGCUACUCAGACAGAGAACAAAAAUGAAGAUACAAUCGAAGAGCUACUCAAGCCAUUACUUCCCUUUACUAAUGAAGAUAACCUGAAGUCUAAAGCUAAUAUAAGUCAGCAACAUGACUAUAAAAAUGCGGAGCUACGUCGAUCGGAAGACGAUAAAAUUUCAGAGAUAAAAGGAGACGAUGGGAAACUCCCUAAAACCCAUAACGUUUAUUUAAAUACAGGUGCAAGAACAAGCAAGAAAGUUAGUGAGAAAUCACGAAAUACAAACUUAAACCAAUUAUUUAUAAAACCAUUUACCCAAAACACACAAAAACAUAUACCCACAGAACCGCAAACUUCCACAUACGCAGUUAGUAUACAGAGUGAUAAAAAAAGAUACAAUUAUAUCACACAAUCAUACACUGAAAAUAUAUAUAAGAUCCAAACCUAUUUAAAUCUCAACCCCAGAUCUAACCAAACCAAAGAUCCAAACCAAGACUAUAUAACCAAGAAAUUACAAGGAUACAAUAGACUUAUAGCACAACCAAAAACUAGUCCUAAUCUAGUCAAUGCAUGUUAUAGUUAUGGAUUACUAAGUACAACAUAUACAUACGACGGAGAAGAAAUUAGUGGAAUACCAGAGCUAUACAAAACAUUUAUUACAUAUAAAAGAGUUACAAAAGGAAACUUGUUUUAUAUUAAGUUUUAUACAGCACCAACAGAGAUAUUGUAUGAAGAAAUUAAGUCACCAAUUCAAGUUAUUAAGAUCGGAUUAACAAAAGAUAUGAUCAUACCAGAAGAUAUUGGACAUCAGAACGAAAUACCAAAGAUAGAAAUACCAAGUUUUUAUCCCAAUAAAAGAAUAAUUGGUAUAUCAACUAUCAUACAGGAAUUAGCAAACAAUUAUUUAAAUGGAAACGCUAUAUGGAGUUAUUACGCUAGAGAUCAAGUUAUGAUAUAUUCGAACUCGAGGGAGUUAAGAAGAGCAGAUAUGGAUGAAGUCCAGCGAUGGAUUUUGUCACUAUUAAAACCAGAAGAACAAUCUACGACAAGAGCAUUGAAAAAGGAAUUUAUUUCAGAAGAAUCAUUAAUCAGAUAUUGCAAACUUAUUGGACACAAAUAUCCAGAUCACAGAUGCUCCAAAUGCAACGGAGAAGAUAACGUUAUACCAGAUGUUGAUUUGGAAUGA